Harpegnathos saltator (Jerdon's jumping ant) is the source of this 2240-nucleotide messenger RNA. RefSeq names its product N-alpha-acetyltransferase 35 (gene Naa35). The coding region runs from base 1 to 2190 and encodes 729 amino acids. The transcript has 10 exons. Gene Ontology annotation, biological process: N-terminal peptidyl-methionine acetylation. Gene Ontology annotation, cellular component: NatC complex. The record is from RefSeq and is a predicted model, not a curated record. NCBI's taxonomy places the organism in Eukaryota, Metazoa, Arthropoda, Insecta, Hymenoptera, Formicidae.
AUGGCGAACAUGGGAGAGGAUCAGAAUUCGAUUGACAUGAAUGAGGAUAAAGAUUCGGCAUUCGAUCAAGUGACACACAAUUGGGUGGACAUUACGCAAGAGUUCUUCGAAGCUAUCACAGAUCUGGAACUCGGAGAAUUGUUACAUGAUGAGUUAUUUGGAUUAUUCGAAGCUAUGUCUGCCAUUGAGAUGAUGGAUCCAAAAAUGGAUGCCGGCAUGUUGUGCAAUAGAGGGAACAAUAAACCUUGUACUUUUACUCAAGCAGUCGACUCAGGUGCAAUUAAAUUGGACAACUUCACACCUGCUGAAGUCAUUGGGAUAAUAGAUUCUACAUAUGCGUGCAUAGUGUCUUGGUUGGAAGGCCACAGUUUAGCCCAGACUGUCUUUACAAACUUGUAUUUGCAUCAGCCUGGACAAAUAUUGGAUAAACCUCUGAAGACUUUUUGUUAUGCAGUAUACAAGAUAAUCGAGAUAAUCAAAGAUUGCAUUAAUAAGGCGUUAGUAUUUGAGGAGGAGGAUUUCCAAAGUGUCACCUAUGGCUACAGAUUGCAGCAAGAUAUUACAGAACAAAAGAUAAUAUCAAUGCUAAGAGAAGUGGAGGAGGAGCUACAUCGAAAGAGUAGAAUAAAACUUGUCGAUGUAGAGUCUGAGAAAGAGUAUAACGAUGGAAUAGCGCUUUAUGCGAGGAUCCGUUUUACAAAGAUGUUUUAUCAAGUGCUAACAUUAAUGGGCCGAAAGCAGCAGUUGCAACAGAAUUUAAAUGACUGUCAGAGAUUAUUGUCGAACUGUUCCGACAUGCUUCACAUUAUGAUCUUAACAGUGACGCGUGGAGAGAAAGCUGAUGAAAUUUCUAAUCAUCCAAAUAUCAUGGGCUUUGAUCCGAUGGUGAAUCAAAGACUAUUGCCACCAACGUUUCCUCGUUACACAAAAAUCAAGCCGAGAGUAGAUGUUUUGGAAUAUUUAAUCGAGCUGAUAAACCGUUUCAAAAUGGUUAUUAAGAUUACGAAUCAUGUCGGGUUUCACGCAGCCUUGGAUUUUUUCUUAGAAUUCUCGCGUCAGAGCCCUUGCAUAUUGUCUAGGUCUAUGCUGCAAAUCGUUUACUUGCCAACCACUAAUCGCGUAUUCGGUGUGCACAAUUUUGCCGAUGUGCUAAGAGACUCAGCGCGAAAUUUUAUCGCGCCGCCCGUGCUAAUGCCGAAAAGCACGCUGCUGCAAAAUCACCAGGCUAAAGAGUACGUCGACAGUUUCCUAUUGCAUUGCGUCAGUUUGUUUGGGAGCUUGUUGCAACUCAGCGGACACAACAGGGCAAGGCAAAGAGACAAAUUGGCACAUUUGUUGGAAGACUUUGCGACGCUACAAGAUGAAGCAGAGAGAGUUGAUGGCUACUUGCACACUCUAUCUAUGAAGAGUGAUACGCCAAGGCCUCACUUGGCUUGUUUCGGCACUUGGAUUUUGUACCACACGUUACGUGUGAUGGUUAUGUAUCUCUUGAGUGGCUUCGAGCUCGAGUUAUAUUCGGUGCACGAGUAUCAUUAUAUCUUCUGGUAUUUAUAUGAAUUUCUAUACGGCUGGUUGGUGUCUGCAAUUACGCGGGCCGAUACGUUCUUGAUGGAGCAAGAUGUUCACAAUGAUACGCAUAAGGGCAGAGGUGGUAAAAAGAGCUCGAAAAACAAGAAGAAGAAGUCAACUCCGAGACCAUAUAAUCUGGAAAUAUUGAUGUAUCAAGCGAUGCAGAACAUAUGUGGCGGAUAUUACAAAGCUUUAGUCGGUUUUCGUAUGGACGGAAAAAUCCCGCUUCCUGAGAUGCAGUUUGAUUCUGAGAGAGUGAGAUAUGAGCAUAGAUUAUUGCCGUUUUCUUCCCUGUUGACGCCACCACCUGUUCAUUAUCAAGAAUUCUUAGACAUGACAAAUGCUCAAAUGCACAAGCGAAACGAGAAAGUUACGAGCGAGAUGCAAUAUGUCGCCGGCUGUCGACAUUUCCAUCAAGCUAGAAAUAUGUUAGAGCGCGCGUUACUGCUGUACCCAGCGAAUAGCUUAAUUGAAAACGAAAUCAACAACUUGUUGAAAGUAGCAAAGACGAAUUUCGUGGUUUUGAAGCUACUAGCUGACGGACAUAAGAAGGAUUCUAAAGAACCACCGGUCUUCGAUUUCUCUUGUCAUCGACACUUUCCUCUGAUUAAAAUAACUUAAAUUACAUAUCUUGUAUCUUCCACAAUAUAAAGGACAUAUUAUUUAUUUUA